AUGGCCGAAAAUUCCAAAUAUCACUCUGCCCUAGCUGUCACCAACGUGAAGAAUCUUAUUCCAAUCACCUUGGACAUGGAAACCGCCAUAACAGCAUAUCAAACCACCAAGGCCGCUGAUCUCCCACUAUGGAACCGUCUUGAUGAUGUUGUACUUCAAUGGAUUUAUGCGACUAUAUCUCCUGAUAUUCUCACAUCGAUCCUCGUGGCUGAUGAUUCGGCUGAAAGAGCCUGGCAGCAUGUAGCUGAUUUAUUCCAAGAUAACAAAAACUCUAGGGCGCUGUAUCUUGAAACUCAGUUCACAAACACGUACUUGACUGAUUUCUCCUCCACCUCCGCCUAUUGCAACCACCUCAAAUCUCUUGCUGACCAAUUGUCUAAUGUCGGGGCUCCUAUUUCAGAUCAACGCCUUGUGCUCCGCUUGCUCGCUGGCUUAACCGAAGCCUAUGCUGGUUUUGUCACGGUUAUGCAACAGAAGGAUGAAUUGCCCAGUUUUGUUAUCAAUUGCCUUUAUUACAAUUGA
This is a messenger RNA of Vigna umbellata (rice bean), 522 nucleotides long. The record is from RefSeq and is a predicted model, not a curated record. Lineage: Eukaryota; Viridiplantae; Streptophyta; Magnoliopsida; Fabales; Fabaceae.